AUGUCAAUGACAGCUAAUGAAAAUUCAGUAGCCACAGAAAAUUCGAUCACUCCCAAUGAAAAGACAAACAUAAAGGUCGAUACGACGAUAUUAAAAGAUGAAAUAGAAGCAUCAGUUGACAUGGUCAGCGAAGAAUGCUCUGAAGAUGCCAUAGAUUUUUCGGAAAAGCAACAGCAAUUCAAGCUUUCUGAUGUCAGAUUUAUUAUAUUAUUCACAGGAUUGUUGCUUGGGUUUUUUAUGGCAACAUUAGACACGACUAUCAUCAUCACUGCGGCGGGUAUCAUUGCAUCCGAAUUCAACGCUGUAGAUCAGAUCGGCUGGAUUGGCUCAGCUUACCUAUUAACCUUGAGUGGAUUUCAACCUGUUUAUUGUUCAAUUACUGAGAUUAUUGGGCAACGGAUAUCGUACUCUUGCUGCAUCCUUAUCUUCAUCUUUGGAAGCGUGCUAUGCGGAGUGUCGAACAGUAUGAUGAUGUUGAUAAUCAGCAGAGCUGUACAAGGCAUUGGCGCUGCUGGCCUUUUCACGUCUGUCCUUAUUAUCAUAUGUGAAUUGAUGGAUAGCAGAACAAGAGCUAUAUAUCAGGGCAUAUUAGGACUUGCGAUUGGUAUGGCUACACUUAUUGGGCCCUUGUUGGGAGGCUUCUUGGCUGACCGUGGCCAAUGGAGAUGGGCUUUUUACGUCAACAUUUUUGUCGGAGCUGUUAUUAUUACCCUUACUUUAGUAUUCUGCAAGUUACCACUUACAAAGAAACAGAAGGAGAGAAUAAAUGGUGAAAAGACAAUUUGGAAGCAACUUACCGAGGUCGAUUAUGCUAGCUUGGUGCUUUUAAUGCCUGGCGCUGUCAGUCUCUUAGCAGGCCUUCAACUGGGAGGUGAAAGACUCUCCUUUACAGAUCCAGCUGUAGUGGCCCUAUUAACUCUUGGGCCUGCGCUUAUCAUCCUUUUUGUCGUCACUGAGGUAUUUUUAAUCAGAUUUCCUAUAUUUCCUCGCCAUUUUGUCAUGUCCAGAAGCAACAUAGCCAUUCUUGCGUGUCAAUUCACAGGAGGUAUGAUGAACAACGCCAUCAUGUAUUUUGUUCCUUUACACUUCCAAAUUGUCAAGAAUGACAAUGCUGUUCAGUCAGCUUGCAAGCUCCUGCCCUUUUUUGUUACAGCCGUUGUAAGUGGACUGCUAUCUGGCCUUAUUGUGCAAAAGACAGGUUAUUAUCGCUUCUUGUUAUGGCUCGGAGCUGCUUUCUGUAUUGUGGGGUCAUCACUUUUGCAAACAUCAAAUCUAGCUACACCAGAAUAUCUUCUUUUCAUUUAUCUUGGUUUAUUCGGUUUAGGUCUUGGAUCUAUAAAGAAUAUCACCACGGUUGCAGGUCAAGCCGGCAUUGCCAAAGAAGAUCUUACAAUUGCGACAGCUCAUGGGCAAUUCAUGAGAAUAUUUGGUGGUGCAUUUGGUGUGAACAUUGCAGCCGUUUUAUUCAGAUAUGAUACAACUACCCAAUUGGAACAUUUGAAAAAAGUGACACGUUCUGAUUUCAAUCUGAGUAGUAUACCUGCUUUGAAAAGCCUCCAUUACAUGCUGAGACAGAGGGUUGAGAAGAUAUGCUUAGAAGCAUUGGACAAAGUCUAUUUAUUAGUUGCCAUCGUUUCGGGAAUCGCAUUUAUAUCCACUCUUUUAAUCAAAGAAUAUUACAUCAUAGUCGACUCAAAGACAAGGACUGGAGAUAAGUCUAAUGUUAAAGAAGAGGAGAUCAAGAAAGUGUAA
This is a messenger RNA of Mycotypha africana, 1752 nucleotides long. Its product is annotated as major facilitator superfamily domain-containing protein. Gene Ontology annotation, biological process: transmembrane transport. Gene Ontology annotation, molecular function: transmembrane transporter activity. NCBI's taxonomy places the organism in Eukaryota, Fungi, Mucoromycota, Mucoromycetes, Mucorales, Mycotyphaceae. The record is from RefSeq and is a predicted model, not a curated record. The transcript is spliced from 10 exons. Bases 1 to 1752 code for a protein of 583 amino acids.